Adineta steineri is the source of this 429-nucleotide messenger RNA. The record is from the annotation of a GenBank genome assembly. NCBI's taxonomy places the organism in Eukaryota, Metazoa, Rotifera, Eurotatoria, Adinetida, Adinetidae.
AUGAUCAUUGAUGGUAUGGUAUUUGGUUGUUAUUUGUUGGAGACAGUAUUACUUUCAUCAUUAUCUUGUUUUUAUUCUGAAACUUGCAUUAGUAAUUUUCGAUAUAUACUAGGUGCAAUUCCGUUUCCUGUCCAAGCCUUGAACGAUUCAUUGACACGAUUCAGUGUCAAUGAUACAAUCGAGACAAUGGCAUAUCAAAUGUUUAUCGAAUCAUGGGCAAGCAAUGUUUCGUAUGAAAAAUUUUACAAUAGUUGUUCUCCAAAUUAUUGUAUGUAUACAUAUUAUUAUCGAUUCGAUAUGCUUCAAUUGUUAACAACAUUUUUGAGUGUAUUUGCUGGUUUGUCUCUUGGAAUUCGAUUCGUUGUUCCUUAUAUUGUAAAAAUAUUUCAAAAAAUUCAACAUCGCUUUCGUAUUGUACCAAUGCAAUAA